Molecule: messenger RNA, 659 nt
Organism: Dermacentor silvarum
Lineage: Eukaryota; Metazoa; Arthropoda; Arachnida; Ixodida; Ixodidae
Exons: 2
Coding region: 182-640 (152 amino acids)
Source: RefSeq, a predicted model, not a curated record
GUAACACUGCUCUGAUAUUAAUUUGCGAUUGCUUUCAGGUAGUAUAUUUCAAAGGAGCUCCACUCAAUAACUGCUGGGCGUUUAUAGAUGGCACAACCCGACCCAUAUGCCGGCCGAACAAUGAUCAGCGUGCUUACUUUUCGGCCACAAAAAACUGCACGCAUUGAAGUACCAGGCACUGAUGAGCGCGAACUGGCUCGUCUGUGAACUCGACGGACCGUACCCUGGGAGCAGGCAUGAUGCUGGAAUUCUGCGUGAGAGCAAGCUCUACGAGGAACUGGAGCUGCUAGUCCCAGGAGAAGACUUCGUGAUAUACGGAGACCCUGCGUAUCCGCUGCGACCACUUCUUAUGAAGCCUUACGGGGGUGCGCGACUCACAAGCAUGGAAGAGCAGUUCAAUGCUGCUAUGAGUGCAGUGAGGCAAUGUGUGGAAUGGGGAUUCGCGAAGAUAAUCUUGCAGUUUGCUUUUGUGGACUUCAAGAAAAACCAAAAACUCUUCUUGCAGGCUGUGCCUAGAAUGUAUCGAGUAAGCGUGCUUUUUAGCAACUGUCACACGUGUAUGUAUGGCAGCCAGGUGUCCUCCUACUUCGGGCUGGAGCCGCCUUGCCGGUUCGAUUAUCUGCAUCCCAGACAGCAAUAAGCAAGGUCAAGCAUGAACG